This is a messenger RNA of Alosa sapidissima (American shad), 898 nucleotides long. RefSeq names its product testisin-like. The record is from RefSeq and is a predicted model, not a curated record. NCBI's taxonomy places the organism in Eukaryota, Metazoa, Chordata, Actinopteri, Clupeiformes, Clupeidae. The transcript has 4 exons. Gene Ontology annotation, biological process: proteolysis. Gene Ontology annotation, molecular function: serine-type endopeptidase activity. Bases 1 to 555 code for a protein of 184 amino acids.
AUGAACAAGCUGAAGCAGGUGGUGCUGCACCCAGACUUCAGGACCAUUAGCGGGAGGUUCACCAACAACAUCGCCCUGGUGCAGCUCCAGGAGGCUGUGUCCUUUAUCGACACAAUGAAGCCCAUGUUACUACCCAGCCCGCGAGACGUCUUCAGCACCGACACUGAGUGCUGGGUCACCGGAUGGGGCAACGUAGCUGUGGGGCGGCCGCUGGGUGGGAACCAGACUCUCCAGGAGCUGCAGGUGUCUCUGGUUGAUGAUGCAACAUGUCAUCAGAUUAACCCUUUCCAUACUGACAGCCAGCUGUGUGCUGGUGACCUGAGAGAAGGAAAGAGUGCCUGUUCGGGUGAUGGUGGUGCUCCCCUGGUGUGUGUCCUAGCAGGAGAUGCGGAGAGGAGGUUUGUGCAGGUCGGACUGGUCAGCUUUUGGGGGUGUGACCGAAGGGAAAACGGAGAUAUUUACACAAACGUCCUCCACUUCACACAGUUCAUCCGGGACACCAUUGAAGAGGCAGAAUGCAACAAUCUGCCACCUUUCGAAGCAUGUUUUCUAUAAGUAACUAGUGCUGCUAUCAUGGUUAAAGUCAUUCACUCUCUUGGACUAUGUGUGUCAACCUCUUCAGCUGCCCACAGGUGUAACCCUCUGCAGGGCCUGGAGGCCACAUUCAUCUUGUACUACAAACAUCACACACACACACACACACACACACAGACACACACAUAGACACACACCUGAAAUCAUUUCUUGUAGUUGCUCUGUCUGUCUCAUAUAUUGCAUUCAUCACAUAGACACAGCUCUCUGCAUGUCUGCAUGCUUGAUGUUCUUUGUUUAUUGAAAUGUGUGUUUUGCAGUUAUCGCUCUUAAAACAAAAAAGCACACAAUAAAGUUUUUAAAAAGU